Messenger RNA from Rhopilema esculentum, 1691 nucleotides. Its product is annotated as cytochrome b-c1 complex subunit 2, mitochondrial. Gene Ontology annotation, molecular function: metal ion binding. Gene Ontology annotation, cellular component: mitochondrion. Lineage: Eukaryota; Metazoa; Cnidaria; Scyphozoa; Rhizostomeae; Rhizostomatidae. The record is from RefSeq and is a predicted model, not a curated record.
CACAGGGAACCAAGCGAGCAAAACUCUAACGGUGUAAUGUGUCGCCGUUCGUUCCCAUGCCCCUUCGACUAGUUGAAUUUAGGCCAAGAUGUUCAUGACAAGAAGGGUGAAAGCUCUGUCAUCAUUAAGCAAGGAUUGCUUGCAACUACCAAAGUUAUCACGCCACUAUGUGCAAGCAACGCAGGUUCCAGUGACAGAGUGCCUGGAUGAUUCAUUAGUUAACCGUGGUACUCCAAAAGAGCCUGAACUGAAGGUUACCAAACUAGACAAUGGAGUCCAAAUCAUAUCUAUUAACAGUGAUGGUGGUGUAUCAAAAGUAUCAGUCUAUAUCAAAGCUGGAAGUAGAUAUGAAGACCCUUCGAAUCUUGGAAUCACACACUUUUUACGGAAUUCUGCAUUUUUGACAAACAAAAGCAAAAGCUCAUUAAGGGCCACAAGGGAAUUGCAGCAGCAUGGUAUUUCUCUUGGUGUCACAAACUCAAGAGACCAUUUCAUAUAUUCUGGUUCAUGCAUGAAAGACUCAGUAAACCCAAUGUUGGAGAUAAUUGCAUCAUCUGUUCAUGGCCCAUUAUUUCAAAGCUGGGAGAUUAAAAAUGCAGAUGAUUUAUGCGCAAUUGACAGAAGCAAUUUGGAAGCUUACCUCCAACUCGGUGUACUCGAUAAACUACACGGUGCAGCCUUCAGGUCUGGUCUAGGGAAUUCAAUAUAUUGCAAAGAGCAUAGAUCAUAUUCAGGAGAGCAGAUGUCUGAGUUUAUCAAGAAUAAUUUCGUCGGGGAAAGAAUGUCUGUCGUGGCCAUCGGCUGUGAGCAUGAAGCAUUGGUAAAAGAUGUUUCAGUAACACUUGGCAGUAUCCCACGUGGGACGGUCGUCUCCGAAGGAAAGCAAAAAUAUUUUGGUGGUGAGAUUCGCAUGGACAACGAAUCAAAACUUAAUCAUGUCGCUCUUGCAGUGGAAGGCCCCAGUCACGUGAGCAAAGACCUCUGUACCUACGGAGUACUUCAGCAUAUGAUUGGCAGUGGUUCGUUUAUCAAAUAUGGCAGUAACACAGUUUCUUCCAGGUUAAAUAAAGCAGCUGCCAGUGUCUCAGAGAGUCCAUUCAUGGCAUCUUCUCUGAACAUUUGUCACAGUGACAAAGGCCUCUUUGGUUUCUACACAAUCACUGACCCAAAGGAUACGACCCAGGUUGUUAGAGCAGCAGUUAACGAAAUAAAAGCCGUUGCCAAAGGAAAGAUUACGGAUGAAGAAAUGGCCCGUGCCAAGAAUCAGAUGAAGGCUGCUGCCCUAAUGGCCAAUGAAAACAAAGAUGCUAUGUUGGAAGAUGUUGCGAAUCAGAUGCUCUCUCGCGGUGUCUACCAAUCCCCCACUGAGAUCUGCUCUGGAGUUGAUGCAGUAACUAAAGCCGAUCUCUCAAAGGUCACUCAGGAACUUCUCGCAACCAAGGCGUCGUUUGUCGUUGCUGGCAACUUGGCCCAUGCCCCCUAUUAUGAUGAGUUGGCUUAGCUUGCAAUAAGCAGUUCAACACUCGUUUUCAGUGAAAUUUUAUGGACUCGUUUGGAUGUGUUCCUAAAGUGUUGCUUACAAUGAUGGAUCAAUAUAAACACUAGAUUUGAUCAAUUUCUUACGUACUUGCCAAUGCUGUUUAGAUGUCUGAAUUGUCAAAAUUUAAAUAAAUUCUUUUGUGGUAUGGUUA